This is a messenger RNA of Macrosteles quadrilineatus (aster leafhopper), 4830 nucleotides long. RefSeq names its product lethal(3)malignant brain tumor-like protein 3 (gene l(3)mbt). Gene Ontology annotation, biological process: regulation of DNA-templated transcription. The transcript has 20 exons. Bases 273 to 4481 code for a protein of 1402 amino acids. Gene Ontology annotation, cellular component: nucleus. NCBI's taxonomy places the organism in Eukaryota, Metazoa, Arthropoda, Insecta, Hemiptera, Cicadellidae. The record is from RefSeq and is a predicted model, not a curated record. Gene Ontology annotation, molecular function: zinc ion binding; protein binding.
AGCCUUACAGUUUUUAGAGCAAUUCUUAUUUUUUAAAUUGCGACAGAGAACUGUGUAAUCGUAAUUAGUGAAAACUUUUACAAGUUGGUCGUAUUGUUUGGAUCAGUUUUUAUUGAGGUGUCUUUGUUUUCGUUGAUUAUUAACGUUGAGAAACACAAAUAUUUUACCUGAUCACAGCUCGACUGGCCGCAGGGAGGGGAUUGAGGUAUUGUGAAUCAGCAGUCGACAAGAGCAAUAUUCCCAGAUUUCACGGUCGUUGAAGAUAGGUCAUCAUGAAUGUUCAGGAAGGGGUGCAAGCCCCUCCCCCUAACUCCACUCCUAUAUCCUCGGCUGGUACAAAUGUCCAACGCCUCAUGCCAGUAUUGUACGUCAACCAGUCCAAUGUACGGCCCGUCUCGCCUUCCAGUCAACCACCCAAUCCUGGAGCUUCAGUUACCUCAGGCACAACCAUUCUCACAGCCAUGCCUCAGAUCCAGCUGGCAGGAGGAGGAAACCCUCAAUUGAUACAUUCCUCCCCAAACAAUAACACUUACACAACACACACGGCACAUUACAUCCCUGUCAGACAAGUGUACCAACAAGGUAAACCGAUAGCUACCAAGGACGUUGCCAAGAAAGUGUUUGUCACUUCUAUAAACUCUGGACCAAAUAACAAAUCCAACCAAGUCAACUUGAUUUUACCCAACAACCAGAACACAAACACGGGAAACAAAUCACCAAUCACGAGUUUGAUUCUUCCUCAAAUCGGAUCAAUGUCGAAUAAAACUCCAAUCACCGGAAUGAUUCUCCCGAAUAAUAAUUCCGGUGGAAACUCUAACAAGCCUAUGGCGAGUUUACUACUCCCAGCAAACACGAAGUACCCGAAUAUUGCUCCAAAUAAAAAGGUACCUAUUCCGAACAUCAUUAUACCACAGCAAAACAUCAACAAACAGACAAGUGUACCAAAUAUUAUCCGGCAAUCAAAUAAUCCGACUAACAAAAAUGUUGCUGUCGGAAUUUUUUCUUCCCAAACAAAUUCUAGUCCUCAAAUGACAAGUCUGCUACUUACCCCGAAUAACAACGCUAACAAACAGCCACCUACGUCGGUAGGGCUCAUCUUGCCAACAAGUGGUGCGUCACACGGAAUCAUUAUGCCGCAAGCUACGUCAGGUCAAACGCACGGAAUUAUAGUUCCACAGUCCUCUGGAGGAAUAAUUGUGUCACAAUCCACGUCUGGACAGACCCACAGUAUCAUCGUGCCGCAGUCGUCCAGUGGUAUUAUGGUUUCACAGAACUCGGUUGCGCAGAAUCUAGUUUCUCAGAUCAUCACCCCAAGUGCAGCUUCUGUGUCUCAGUCGUCUAACACUGCUAUGACCAGUUUACUCAUCUCAAACCCUUCAAGUGGUGGUAGCAGUGUAGGCUCUAGUCUGCUGAUCUCCCAGAACCCAGGUGCUUCUCCGGGCAUCAACAAUUCCAAGUCCAGUAUUAUGGUCCCUGUGCCCGUGGGACCCAACAAAUCCGUUCUGCAACCCGUCUCUUACACUGCCGGCAAGAAGAGUUUGGACUCUAAACUCAUAUUUGCAGCCAGAGAGAAUAAGCAGUCUUUGUUGGUCAAGACGGCCGGGGAGAGUUUGCCGAGCCUACCUCCCCUGCAGCCAAUCACAACUAAGUCCAUCCUCGCAAAGACUCCCAACGGAGUCACUGUGCCAGAUUCAAUCAUCAUGACUCCUAUCUGUGAAAAUGAGCUGCCCAAGAGGCAUGAAAAAAUAUCUGACGAGAUGAUAAUCGAACGUACUUCAAGCACUGAGGACAAGGGAACUGGGACAAGUAUGACCAUACAGAGAAUUGACGAGAGGAGUUGGUCGGAAGAAGAGAAGAAGAAGUCAGAUAUGAGCGUGACAGUUACUCCCUUUACUCCUAGGCGAGCGAGCGAGAAAGAAGAUGAAGGCCAAGAUUACGACAUCACCGUCAGCUGUCUAGGUCCUGUCUCAGUGGAGCCAGAAGAGAAGAAAACGGAGAAGAAACAAAUGGACGACGAGGUGAAGAUAGAAUUGUUGAAACCAGAACGUCAGAAACUGCCUCCACCCAGGUAUCAGAAGCCAGAGGACCUUAACCCAAUGGAGGUGCUGGAAUGGGACCAUCAAGGAGUGGGAAAACUGCCGGGAAGUAACAUCAAGUUUCGCAUUAAUGAGUUUGGACUGGAGUUGGUGGACAAGGACAGCAACAAAGAUGAGUCAUCGUCAAACACUCCAGUCUCUAGUCGACGCAACUCGGAUGACAAACCUGCCAACUCAGAUCUAAAUGUCAAAGAGACUCUUGGAGAAGGGGUGGACAAGAUUUACUGCUGCGAAGGGUGCGGUUGCUACGGACUCUACACAGAAUUUCUGCUGGAUACUCGCUUCUGUAGCGUGGCAUGCAAGAAGUUUGUCCUCUCUAAGAAGGAGGAGAAGAAAAGGCGACGGGAAGAUAAGUCUGGUUUACAGCUGAAGGAGCUACAGUUGCGGCGGAAAAGGAGAAAAAUAAAAAUACUAGCCCAACGAGCAAGACGAGGCAGCAUCGAUAAGAAAGCCAAAGAUAGCGAGGAUAAAAACGAGGGUGAUGAUGAAAACUCCAAGUGGGGUUCGGAGGUGACCGAGGUUCGCAAAAGGAAAAAAUCCAACGUCAGCAAAGAAGAUACGAGGACCGACCCUUCAGUGGCCAGUGAGACGGAAGAGAGUGAAAUCGUCUCUCAAUCUCCUACCCAGAGUGAAGACGACGGCUCGGACAAAACACAGAACUUGGACGGAGGGUGGACAAGUGCUACGGGCGAGUUCAUAUGGUCUGUUUACCUUCAAAAGUGCUGUAACAAGAGCAAAGCCGCUUCUGCCAAGCUCUUCAGAGACCAGUUACCCUUCGGCCGGAACGGUUUCAAGCAAGGCAUGAAACUGGAAGGCAUCGAUCCUGAACACCAAGCAAUCAUUUCUGUGUUGACCGUCGCCCAAGUCGUAGGACACAGGAUACGGCUGCACUUUGAUGGAUACCCGGAUUGCCACGACUUCUGGACCAACUCAUACUCUCCGGACAUUUUCCCCCCGGGUUGGUGCGAACGUAACCAACACAUGCUGCACCCUCCCAGAGGCUACACCUCGGACAACUUCAGUUGGAACAACUACCUCAAGCAGUGCCGGGCCCAGCCAGCGCCCAAGUCACUCUUUCCUCGGUCAAAUGCGGCACUCUGUCCGAGCCAGUUCCGAGUGGGGAUGAAGCUAGAGGCAGUUGACCGCAAGAACUCCUCCCUCAUUUGUGUCGCUAGUGUGGCCAGCCUGAUUGACAACCGAUUGCUGAUCCACUUCGACAGCUGGGGCGAUGUUUACGACUACUGGACGGACCCUAGUUCCCCCUACAUCCACCCGGUCGGUUGGUGUGAAGAAAACGGCCAUGACCUUACUCCUCCCAAUACCUACAAAAACCCCGCUACGUUUUCAUGGGACCAGUAUCUGAAAGAGACCAAGUCUGUGGCCGCACCAGCUAGAGCUUUCAAGCCGAGACCACCAAACGCUUUUAAAAUAGGGAUGAAACUGGAGGCUAUUGACAAGCGAUCUCCUACAGUCCUGAGGCCCGCUACAAUAGUGGAGGUGAUGGAAUACCAGAUCAAGAUCACCUUUGACGGUUACCCGGAAGAGUUUGGGUAUUGGGUAGACGAUGACUGUCCUGACAUUCACCCGGUCGGGUGGGCCAACAAGACCGGGCACCCGUUAAAACCUCCUCCUCUUGCCUCAGCUGUUAAGAGCGAGUGCGGCACCAAGGGGUGUACAGGAGACGGCAGCAUUAAGGGAGGUUUCCUCACCAGGCACGCCACUGCGGCACUGUGUCCUUACUCUUCGCAGAACCUCAACAGAGAAAAUGUACCUGACAGAUUCUGUGUCAAUCCUGACUUCUACGAGGUUCCUGAACCAAUAAUCAAUAAGAAUAAAGCCAACAGCAUUAAACAAGAAACAGAAGAUUCUAGUUCAGAGACAAGAGUGAAAACAAGGCUUUCGUCGUCUUCGUCAUCGUUGAAAGAUGAGUUAAAAGAAGAACCUGCAGAUAAAAUGGAAGUUGAAGGAAAAACAGAAGAGAGAGUUGAACGACGAGGUCGGAAAAGGAAGCAGCCAGAGCCCGAGAGUGUAUCGGAACAGUUAGACCGUCUAAGGCGAGAGCUGGUACAGACAGUAUUGGACCCUGGCUACAAACCCUCCCCUGACGAACAAGAAAUGUGGGUCAAACACGUCGCCACGCUGGGUCAAAGGGUGAGUGCAACUGGGGGAGACCCGAGAGCUUGGAACCACAAACAAGUUGCAGCUUUUGUCAACUCCGUCAUCCCCAGCCGAGCCAAACUGUUUCUCGACCAGGAAGUCGAUGGAGAGGCAUUUUUGAUGAUGACACAAGCAGACCUAACCAAAGUACUUGGCUUGAAGCUCGGACCAGCUUUGAAAAUCUACAACUGUAUUAUUCUUUUAAGACAAAAAGUUUCAAGUUUAUGAGAUUUUAUGUGCAAUGACGUACAUAGUUUGUAAAACAGAUCCUUAUACCUAUUUGGAAAAAUCAUUUACAAAUGCUUUUUGGAAUGAUUUUUAAAGAAAAUAUACCAUUUUUGUAAAUAUCUUAUUACAUCUUUUUUAUACCACAUAGAUUUGUUAAGUUUCCCAAGUUUAUUUUGUCAGGGACUGAGUUUACAACUUAUCAAAAGACUUUUUGAAGUAGGUAAGUUUAUUUUUUGUAUUAACAAUCUGACUUUUGUAUAUAUAUAAAUAGUUAAGUAAUUGUUACUUAUUUUUGUUUGUGUCGUAAUGUUUACAAUGUUUAGUUUAUAAGCAUUUUGUGUAAUAAAAG